Messenger RNA from Cantharellus anzutake, 1416 nucleotides. RefSeq lists its product as uncharacterized. The transcript has 4 exons. The record is from RefSeq and is a predicted model, not a curated record. Bases 85 to 1317 code for a protein of 410 amino acids. Lineage: Eukaryota; Fungi; Basidiomycota; Agaricomycetes; Cantharellales; Hydnaceae. Gene Ontology annotation, biological process: actin filament organization.
AAAUUCACUGCCUCAACCUGUCUUGGACUGCGGUAACCCCGCUUCCCUGCGCUCUCUCACUACCACAAUCCCAGGGCAUCCAGCAUGCCUGCGUCAUCCACUGUGACAUCCUCUGACAAGGAACGAAUCAAAUCGGUUAUUCCAUCGACAACUUCAAAGAUCUUGACCGCAUCGGUUGUCAGAAUCUACUACGCAUAUCCCUCGCCGAACACAUGGUCAUACACCGGGCUCCAAGGAGCCCUGGUGCUCGUGUCCGAUAAGCUGAAGGGGGGGUUCUGGUUUAGACUGGUCGAUCUGGUUGGAUCCCGCGGCAUCAUAUGGGAGCACGAGAUUUACGAACCCUUCAUCUACAACCAAGACCGGUCCUUCUUCCAUACUUUUGCGGGCGAUGAAUGCAUGAUUGCCUUCGUGUUUUCCGAUGAAGGAGAAGCUAGUGGAUUUUCCAAGAAAAUUAAAAACCGUUCCAAACCGCCCAAAGCCAAGUCAUCGACCUCAAGCAAGAAGAAGGGAGGAAAGAUUGAUAAGUCGAUGAUAUCGGCACCUACAAAUUUCCAGCAUAAAGCUCACAUGGGGUAUGAUGCCGAGCUGGGCUUUUCAUCCAGGGGAGUGGACUCUUCAUGGCAAGCCAUUCUAGACCAAUUGGGAAGUCGUGGUGUAACACCACAAAUGAUUAAAGAAGAUGAAGAAUUCGUGAGACAAUUUAUGGCCCAGAACGUUCCUCGAGAGGAACAGAAAACAAAGAGAAAGCCGCCACCGCCACCGGCCCCCCGACGAUCCAUUGCCCCCCCCGUUCGAAAGCCCAGUCCAGAGCCAGAGCCAGAGCCAGAGCCCGAGCCCGAGUCUAUUCAACAAUCUCCGACUCUCCGACUUCCUCGACAAACCGCACCUCCACCUCGUCCAGCUGCUCCGCCACCGCCACCGCCUUCUCGUCCAGUUGGAGCACCUCUACCUCCCCUGCCCCCCCGGCUCCUGCCCUUCCACCGCCUCGUAGUGCGCCUCCCCCCCCUGCAGCACCACCCCCACCACCGGCCCGUUCGGCGCCAACUCCUGCAGCAGCUCCCCCCUUUACGGCGCCACCCCGCCACCCCCGCCACCGACCCGUUCGGCGCCAAGUUCAACUUCUGCAGCACCCCCUCCCCCUCCGCCACCGCCACCGCCACCUGGUCCAAGGCAGGGUGCAUCCGCAGUGGUAGAAGCGUCCACUCCGACUGGCACCCCAUCGGUCCCACCUCCGCCGCCUCCGCCUCCGCCUCCACCCCCAGGACGAUUGGGGGCACCUCCCACCUCCACCUCCAGCUGGCGGUGCACCGUCAGUAACAACAAGUUCGCCUGCUCCUACUCCAGCCAGAAACGCUUUGCUGGAAUCCAUUCAGGGCAAAGGUGUCCACACUCUUCGAAAGACGCCGAAGCCGGAUG